Thrips palmi is the source of this 3170-nucleotide messenger RNA. RefSeq lists its product as uncharacterized. Bases 576 to 1868 code for a protein of 430 amino acids. The record is from RefSeq and is a predicted model, not a curated record. NCBI's taxonomy places the organism in Eukaryota, Metazoa, Arthropoda, Insecta, Thysanoptera, Thripidae. The transcript has 5 exons.
GGAACGUGUGUGAGUUCGCGCUCCGAGCUCGACGCGAGAAGACGUCGUCGUCGUCGUUCGUCCCGGUCUUCCUCGUCUUGUCGAUGCCGCCACGCGCCGCCACCGCCGUUGGUUCAGGCCGUGCGCCGCCCAAGCCGGACCGCGGCAUGUGACCAGGUGGACCAGGUUGCAGUGAUCUGCGCGACGUGACAGUGUAACAGUGGCUUGUGCUCCAGGUGUGUGUGGUGCUGUGCUCCUCAAGUGUGUGUGUGCGUGUGUGUCGUCGCGCUUGCGCCCCAGCGAGUGCUUGAUCGGGGUGUCCUCGACGCCCUGCUCCCACGAGUCGGAUUUACCCUCACCGCUCGCCCCAUCGUCACCGUCAUCGUCCUCUAGGCCGUGGCAGUUCACCCUCCAGUCGCCCCUGCGCUGGCAGUGCUGGCCUCCCGGGCGAUGAAGUACCCCCUGCUCGGCGGGCCACCUGUCCUUUGGUGAUGUGAAAUGCGGCACGGCCCCUGCGCGGGGCCCCAGGCCUUGCCCCAGCCUGGUCCGAGGCCCAGGACGCCGAGGCCCAGGACGACGACGGCGCUUCGGCUGACAUGCUGAAGCACAUCUCCGCGUCCCCGCUUGGAGGACCCCUGUCCCUCGGGGGGCCGCUGUCGCUGGGCUCGCCGCUCGGGGGCGUCGUCCCCGGGGCCGCGGUGCCGGCGGGGGGCGGGCACGGCGGGCAUGGCGGCCACGUCGGGCACGGCGGCCACGGUGGGCACGGCGGCCACGGCGGCCACGGCGUGCUGAGAGGCAACCCGCUGUCGGCGGCGUCACUGCCUCUGUCUCCUCGGACGCUGUCGCCCAGGACGCCCUCCCUGUCGCGCAGCCUCCACUCACACCUCAGCACAGCCAGCGGCUCGCCGGCCGGCCCCAGCCCCGCGGGCCCCAGCCCCAGCGGCGCGCACCACAGCCCCGCGCACGCCCACGCCCACGCGCUCGCCCUGCAGGGCCUGCACGCGGCGCACCACGCGCAGCGACCGGCCGGCCACGGCCACGUCGCCAAUGGCGGGCUGCACAUCUCCAGGAUAUCCACCAUCACGGCGCCCUCGGGCCAUGGACUCUUGCCGCCGCCGACCCCCGGCGGCCACAGCCUGGGGCACAGCCUGGGGCAGUGCAUGGCGGCGGUGCGCGUCGCGGACGGGCUGGCCAAGCCCGGCGUGCAGGAGGCGCUGGGGUCGCUGGGGCUGGUGUGCGUGUCCGCGCUGUUGCUCGCGCUGCUGGCCCUGCUGGCCCUGCUGCAGCUCGCAGGACCACCGCCGCUCGACCUCACCGCCCCCGACGAGUACGUCCUGGUGCACGAGGCGGCGCUCGCUCUGUGCGCGCUGGCGCUCUCGCUCGAUCUCAGCUGCCUGCUGGUGUGCGCCGUGCAGUUCCUGUUCGCCGUCAAGCUGGCGCGGUCUCCGCACGCCGCCAACAGGACGGACAAGUACCUCCGCAAGUCGUCCACCACGAGGGUGUGCGCCGUCGGGGGCUUCUUCGUGUCCAUCCCCGUGUUCCUCACAGGUAUCAUCUUGUACACAUUCAUCCAGUUCCACUCAACCCCAGCCAUCGUGACGAGCGUCCUCAUCGGCGUGGGAAUCAUCUUCUGCGGAUGCGCAAUGGUCCACAAUGUCUUUGUUUGGCAGAAGGAAAAGACUAACGCUGUUCGGCAGAUGGGAAGGCAACAGCAGGAGCAGCACAGGCAAAAUCUCCAUCAGCAUUCUCAACAACUGAACUCAACCCACUGGAUGAAUGACAUUUCCAAGCACACAGGCAAUGGAAGUUUGAUUCCUGGAGUGCCUCCUGCAACAUUAGAUUUAAGUAGUGUGACAACCACGCCUCAUGAACUAUCAACUCUUGUAUGACAUUGACCAGUUCCAAUUCUUGGAACCUCUGAAAAGUGAGAGCAUGCACCAUGGAUGCACUAAUAAUUCCCCUGAAGCUGUUUUCUGGAAAUAGCAUAUCCCCGUGAAUAUUUUAAAUAUUUUCUGGAGGUGUACCUUGGAGGUGAUGCCAUCACCAUAUUUGUGAUACAAAUCACCAUAUUUGUGAUACAAAUCGGAGCAGUCGGUUAUUGCUCUUUGAUGUAACUUACUCAAAAACAGAAAGUAAAAAAACAUGCCAUAUUCUUAUAGAAAAUAUGGUCCUAGUUUUUUAAUUCUUUUUGAGAAAAGGGUUGGUGGUGAGCUCAGAGCUUAAGUACUUGUAACUGGUGUGUAAGUGAAGGGGAACAAUUCUGCCACCAGAGAGCUAACUCAACACCAAUAUCAAAGAUCUAAGUUAGUGCGAUGGAGGGGACAGUUUCAGUGCUCAGAGUGCCACGUUUUGCAUUUAUUAAACAGUCCACUCACUUUCUGGAAAGCUUUUGAAUUUUGUUUGAAAAAGUAUCUUUUUGAUAGAGUUAGAGAGAGGAGGAAAUCUGUUUUGUGAGAUCUGCUUCUUCCUCUCCUCCGCCCUUUUCCUGGGAACAAUGAAGAUGAAUUUAAAGCCAAUUUUAUGAGGCUAUAUCAGCACAAACUUCGUUAGUAAGAAAAUGUACUGGAAUCUAUCUAGUCUGAAAUCAAACGUGAUUCACCAUUAUUUCAGUACAAGCACACCAACAGAUCUCUUAUCUCUUUAUGUAUUGAAUGCUGGAUAGAACAGAAAGCCACACUGUUUUUACGAAUGCAAGUCAACUUGUUGAUCUUCAGCUUUGCUUCUUUUCCAUGGCAAACAUUCUCAUUAUGACAUCAAAAAUGAUUGUAAGUGUGUCUUUGUGUUCUAUCUGAGCCAUUUUAUUUAUAGUCGAGAUGGCUUUGUAUCUUCGCCUCCAAACAACUGGAGCAACCCAUUUUGCAAUCUAAUUGUUCAAGAAACAAAAUUGUUUCUGUUUUUUAUUGUGCCAUAGGGCCUUAUAAAUGAAUUUAGUUACAGGAAAUGGAGUUUGUUGUUGUUUUGUAACUAUGUAUGAUGUUAGGCAAGCGUAGGAAUGCGUGCUGCAGUAUGAAAAUAUUUUCACACUAAGUAUGAAUGUUUUCACGUUAUUUGUGUUCAUAGAAAACUGUUGACUAUUGUAUAUAAUUGAAAAUAUUAUUUUGAUGGAUAUUCCAUCUGCUGUAAAUACUGUGAAAAUUUUUCCUUUGUAAAUUGAUUAUUGCUUAAUAAAUAGAAUACCCAUGAACUUCCAA